AGUUGGGCAAUUUCGGUGGCAGGGGAUAGGAUUAAUCGCGCGAACAAACACCCCCAGAAGCCUAUCGCAAAGACGAUCGCACCAUUCCCAAUAACACCCCCCCGCCCCACCCCACCCCACCUCUCGAUCAAUUGUAUUUUGCGCACAAUACAACUAUAUAUGCUCUUUACUUCCCCUACCUCAAACUUUCUGUCUGCUCUCAAUUGGAUUUCAUCACGAUAAUUCCAACCAUAAAUUUUGAUUUCCUGUAAAAGAAAAUACUGGAAAAAAAAACUAGCGGUGCCGUGUUGCCGUAGGAAGGACCCGAAAUUCUUAUAGAGGAAGGAAGUCAGUAUGGCGAUGCGGGAACUGGUAACUGGUGGCGCCGCCUGUGCUGUGCCGGGGUCUAGUUCUUCCUCUAACCCUCUAGGUGCUCUCGCCAACGCCCUUAUUGGCUCCUCAUCCAAAACCCAGGAAAGGCUUCGAGAGAUACCUACUGCAACUGCUACAACAUCAGAUGGCAACUUGUAUGCCGGGGUGGAAGAGCCCUUUGCCUCCCUUCCUGGGUCAGAGCUUGAACACACACUACGGCCAAAUUUGCAGGGUUCAGAAUUCCUUCAAGGUUUCCGUUCUGUGGAUCAAGGUCGGUUUUCAGAUGCUUGGGACGAGGUUCAAAGGCCUCAAGUUCCGCAUUAUCAGGGAAGGGAUGGUCUAACCAACUUUCCGUUGGAGCAACCUCAAAAUUUUGAUGGACCACCUCAAAGAGUGUUGUCAAAUUUUUUGCACUCAUUUCUUCACAGCAGCCAUGGUGGCAUACCUUUUCGUCCAACUUCACUUCCAGUUUUAGGAUUGUCUGAAGGUGAUAAGCAGUGCAUACGUGAUCGUAGCAGUAUUAUGGCUCGGCAUCUUUUUGCAGACAAGAGUGAAGAGUUUAUUCAUUCACAGGUUAAUGCCCUUUUGUCGUCUUUAGACAUCGACAAUGAUCUUCGGGCUAGAGGCCCGAUUCCUGGGAGAUAUCCGGAGCUGGAGGAGUAUUGGAAUGAGUCCCAAGGUAUGAAACCUGGCCCACAUGGUGCAGAUGGGUGGAUUUCUGAAUUCACGCAACACCGGGUAGCUCCUGAUGAUCCAAGUAUGUGGGUUCAGUCAUUUGAACGGCAACAUGGUGCAAAUGGUUGGGCAUCUGAAUUUGAGCAUGAGCAGUCCCAACUUGCCUCAAUUGAUCAAAUGAGAGGUUCAAAUAUGCCUAAUUUAGCUGCCAUGGAGCAGACUCGUUUGCUAGCACACACACUAGCUCAAAACAACGACCCGAAGUUUCAGAACUCAAAAUUCCUCCAGUUUGUGUCAAAGAUGAGCCGUGGUGAAAUCACUAUUGAGGAUAAUCAGUUCAAGGCGGCAGCACUUUCCGCACCCGGAGAUUGGGCAGCAGAAUAUGAUCAACAGUAUGGUGGAGGCCAAUCAUGGGCUGACCAGUUUUCAAAUGAGCAGCUUUCUCAUGGACCUCAUGGCUGGGCAAAUGAGUUUGCUGCUGAACGCGAGCAACAUGGAGUGACAGAUGAUGAGUGGGUAAAUGAAUUUUCCAAGUUAAAUGUCAAUGACUGGUCAGAAGAGUUCGAGCGCCAGGUUGCUGAUGGAACAUUGGGCGAUGCUUCUGCUGAUAAUUGGGCGAAUGCAUAUGAUGAGUACCUAAAUGAGCAAGCAGCACUAAAGCAGAAAUCAGGAACAUCAAGGGGGUUAUAUGAAUUCUCUGACCUAAAUCCUUAUGUUGGCCACCCUAAUCCUUUGAAGGAAGGGCAGGAGCUGUUCCGUAAAGGGCUUUUAAGUGAAGCUGUUCUCGCUUUGGAGGCUGAGGUUUUGAAGAACCCUGAGAAUUCUGAGGGUUGGAGGUUACUUGGUAUAGCACAUGCAGAGAAUGAUGAUGAUCAACAGGCAAUUGCAGCCAUGAUGCGUGCACAGGAGGUUGAUCCAACAAACUUGGAAGUUCUUCUUGCUCUUGGUGUUAGUCAUACAAAUGAGUUGGAACAAGCAGCUGCACUGAAGUACUUGUACAGUUGGCUACGCCAUCAUCCUAAAUAUGGAACCAUUACCCCUCCCGAUCAGCCUGAGAAUCUGUAUUAUGCUGAUGUGGCUAGGAUUUUCAAUGAUGCAGCUAAAAUGUCACCUGAUGAUGCUGAUGUACACAUAGUUCUUGGAGUACUAUACAAUUUAUCUAGAGAAUAUGACAAAGCCAUUGAAGCUUUCCAGACAGCUCUGAAACUCAAACCACGAGAUUAUUCACUUUGGAAUAAGCUUGGUGCAACACAAGCUAAUAGUGUCCAAAGUGCUGAUGCAAUUUUGGCCUAUCAACAGGCUCUAGAUUUAAAGCCUAAUUACGUGCGUGCAUGGGCAAAUAUGGGCAUCAGUUAUGCCAACCAGGGUAUGUAUGAGGAUUCUAUUCGUUACUAUGUCCGGGCACUGGCAAUGAAUCCAAAGGCAGAUAAUGCCUGGCAAUAUUUGAGAAUUUCGUUGAGCUGUGCAUCUAGGAAUGACAUGCUGGAAGCUUGUGACUCAAGGAAUCUUGAUAUUCUGCAGAAGGAGUUUCCCCUGUGAUAUAAUAGUGAUCCUGCAGAGACCUGUGUAUCCUGGCCUAUAUACAUCAUUGGUGUCUGCUUCACAAUUGGCUUCAGCUUCAUCAAAAGGACUGGAAGAUCAAUCAGUAUGGACAUUUUCAUGUAAAAACUACCUAAAGUAUCACAAAAUCAUAGCAUAUUCGGGGAUGUGUAGUUAUCUGAAUUUUCAGACAUGUUCAGUAUGUUGUAUAACAUCAAAUGGAUGAAAUAAGAAAGAGGAAAGAAAUUGAGACGCUCCUAAAUAUCGUUGAUUACUUGCAAUAAAUUUAAAAAAGAAAAAGGCCAUUUCAGGAA
Messenger RNA from Sesamum indicum (sesame), 2879 nucleotides. RefSeq names its product peroxin 5 (gene PEX5). Gene Ontology annotation, biological process: protein import into peroxisome matrix, docking. Lineage: Eukaryota; Viridiplantae; Streptophyta; Magnoliopsida; Lamiales; Pedaliaceae. The record is from RefSeq and is a predicted model, not a curated record. Gene Ontology annotation, cellular component: cytosol; peroxisomal membrane. Gene Ontology annotation, molecular function: protein binding.